Equus quagga is the source of this 1019-nucleotide messenger RNA. RefSeq names its product bublin coiled coil protein (gene BBLN). The coding region runs from base 483 to 722 and encodes 79 amino acids. The record is from RefSeq and is a predicted model, not a curated record. NCBI's taxonomy places the organism in Eukaryota, Metazoa, Chordata, Mammalia, Perissodactyla, Equidae. The transcript has 3 exons.
AACCAUUAGCUCCCUUCUCGUCUUCUCGAGCCUUAGUUUCUCCAUUUGUGAAUUAAGAAUAAUGAUUAGUGUCUCCUACUGCAGUGUGUCAGGAUUAAAUAGGAAAACGAACGGAAGAUACUAGGUAGGUUCCAAGCAUGCUAGUGCAGUAAGUGGUCAUUAUUAUUCUCUUUAGUGUAAUGAAGACUGGGUUAUUAACAGGACUUAGUAAAUGUGGGGCACGUAUGGAGUCUGCUUUUUGUUUUCUUUUGGGUAACAGCUUUAUUGAGUUAUAAUCCACAUACUAUACAAUUUACCCAUUUCAGUUGUACAAUUCAGCGGGUUUUAGGUCAUCCACAGAGUUGUGCAUCCAUCACCACAGUAGUUUUAGAACACUUUCAUCACCCACAGUCUGCGUUUAAUGAGGAGGUAGAGGACCUCCCACUCCCAGUGGGUUAGGGCACCAGGGACACAGCAGUGGACGCAAGACCAUCCCACCUCUCAUGGAGCUCUACAGUCUGGUAGGGGAGACAGACCAGCACACAGAUAAUCACGGCAGGCAAUCCGGAGAAUACGCUGCCAUCAACUCCAUGUUGGACCAGAUCAACUCCUGUCUGGACCACCUGGAGGAGAAGAACGACCACCUCCACGCCCGCCUCCAGGAGUUGCUUGAGUCCAACCGGCAGACGCGCCUUGAGUUCCAGCAGCAGCUCGGGGAGGCCCCCAGCGAUGCCAGCCCCUAGGCUCCCGGAGUCCCCACCCAGGCCCCUCCCUGGCCAGGCUCUGGCCUGGGCACUCACCACCUGACUUAGAUACCUUCUCAAGGGCUGGCCUGCGGGUCCCCUGGUGGGUCUGCCUGCCUGGGCCACCUUUCUCGUAUUCCUCUUGGGGUGCCUGAGCCAGCCCACACUGCCCAGCAUCCCCUCCUGGGGCCAGGAGUAUGCCCACAACCCACCCACCUUGUCUGCCUGCCCAAUCCCUGGGCACUCCCCACUCUGCCCAGGCCUUGAGCGUCCACAUUAAACGGGGCUCCAACACCA